Vicia villosa (hairy vetch) is the source of this 1051-nucleotide messenger RNA. RefSeq names its product zinc finger CCCH domain-containing protein 48-like. The transcript is spliced from 6 exons. Lineage: Eukaryota; Viridiplantae; Streptophyta; Magnoliopsida; Fabales; Fabaceae. Bases 145 to 990 code for a protein of 281 amino acids. Gene Ontology annotation, molecular function: protein binding. The record is from RefSeq and is a predicted model, not a curated record.
AAAAUGAUGGUUAAGAGAAACAAACGGGAACAAAAAGCUGUGUACAUCAUGUGUAAAACUCAUCACUAUUGUGAUGUGUGGGGGGAAUGUCUGUGACCGCAAGCAUGUCUUUAGAUUGACCUUUUCUAUUCAUUUUCGAUAUCAAUGUUUUCCUUUUCUAAUUUUUGUCAAUAUAAUAAUCCCGAUGAUUCUCUGUUUUAUGGUGAUGGCUUUGCCACAUUAGUAAAGCUUCAAGGACACAAGAAGCUUGUCACUGGAAUUGCACUUCCACAUGGAUCAAACAAACUUUAUUCUGGCAGCACCGAUGGGACACUUCGGACAUGGGACUGUGUUACUGGUCAAUGUACUAAUUUGACGAAUCUUGGUGCUGAAGCUACCUCUUUGAUCAGUGAGGGCCCGUGGAUUUUUGUUAGUCUGCCUAACAUUGUCAAGGCAUGGAAUAUGCAAACUGCUUCACAUUUAACUCUCGAUGGACCUAAGGGACGAGUCCUUGCCAUGGUUGUUGGCAAUGAUACACUCUUAGCUGGAGCAGAGGUAACUACUCACACAUUGGUUUAUGGUUAUAUAGUAUGUUUUGUUCUCUUACUUUUAUUAUUUAAAUAUCAUGAUGGUGUAAUUUUUGCAUGGAGAGGCAGUUCUAAAUCCAAUUCCCCUUUUGAACUGGUUGCAUCACUACGCGGACACACUAAAUCUGUUGUUUGCCUGGCUGUUGGAUGUAACAAGAUGUUGUACUCAGGAUCCAAGGAUCAAAGCAUCAAGGUUUGGGACCUAGACAAAUUUGAGUGUAAAAUGACACUCAAUGCGCUUACAGGAGAAGUCACAUCCCUUAUUUGUUGGGACAAAUUCUUGCUAUCUGGUUCAUCAGACUGCACUAUCAAGACUUUGCUUGAGAAGAUGAAGUCGGUGUACACGAAUGUAGAAGGUCUUCCUCCGGAUCGAAUUGUGGAAAGCAAUUGCUUCUCCAGGGCGUGGUAUUUUGGCCAUGGAUGAAUCCAAUGCUACAUGUGGAAAGCGGUUGGAUUCAAUUGGACUAGAGAACACCGAAGCUAAC